Maniola jurtina (meadow brown) is the source of this 2166-nucleotide messenger RNA. RefSeq names its product zinc finger protein ZFAT-like. The coding region runs from base 1447 to 2166 and encodes 239 amino acids. The transcript is spliced from 10 exons. NCBI's taxonomy places the organism in Eukaryota, Metazoa, Arthropoda, Insecta, Lepidoptera, Nymphalidae. The record is from RefSeq and is a predicted model, not a curated record.
AGAAAAUCAUUGCAAAACAAUUAACUUCAAUUUGAUUAUGUCCAUCUCUACAAGUUACAUUAUAAGUAAUUUUCUCUGUUGUUUUCAGUAUUUACUACCAUAGUAGGUAGUACUAUUUAUCUAAUCUUAGGAGUUCAUUUAUCUAAUAUGGACUGAAAUACCUUAACUAAUAAAAUGAAGUGUUGUGUGCCUUCUUGUACUAAUGGCUUAAAAGCAGACUCGAAAAACACUCAAAAAGUUACCUUUCACAAGGUUCCAAAAGAGAAAUACUGUCGAGUAGCCUGGUUCGCAGCCCUAGGCAUAGAAGAGAGUGAACUACCUGGAAUCCCCAGUGGUAUGCUCCCUACAUUUCAAAGACUCCAACUUCUAUAACGGCAAGAAUGGUUCGAAGAUAGUGCAAAAGGGGGCUGUGCCCUUUGUACAGGUGUGUAUGAUAUGCCUGGAUACAAAUUGUAAACUUUACCCACUGAGCAAGUAUAACCUGGAGCAAGCGUAUGAAAUAUUGACAGGUCUUCAAUUGCAACAAACGGUGCCGUAUUUGACACCGGCAGCCUGCUCGGAGUGUGCUCAGCGCCUCACCAACUGCAGCCAGUUCCGACACAAGAGUCUGAGAGCACAUGUGCUGUUAUUUGAGCUAUUUAAACAGCACGAAGUGUUAACAGUACCAAAAAUAAGAACUAUAAGUCGACACGACCAAGGACUGGCGUCUAAAAUAACACAAAAGUUUUUCAAACCCAACCAUUGUGACCUAAAUGUUGUCGACAGUUCAUCCGUAGAAAUAGAAAUAGACAACGUAGAGACAAAAUCCAUAGUCAAGGUAGAAAAACAAGAUGAAAUAGUAUUUGCUUUUGAACGUAAAGAAAACGAUAGUUUUACAGAACUAGCAGUCCACGGUAUCAAAAAUGAUUUGAAUGAAGACAUUGAUAUUGAUGUAGAUAUUUUGAACGAUGACAACAAUGUAGAUUUUUUGAACAAUGACACUGAUGAUGACGGAUUUUUGGAUGAAAAUUUGACUGCUUUGAAUGAUAAAGAACUAAAUGUCAGUAAUUUGGCAGGUGUUGGGGUUGAAUCUGUUACCAAAGUUGAAACUGAUAAAGGUAUUAAUGAGAAUGUACCAAAAACAGUCGUUAAUAACAUUAAAAAGACAAGAAAAGUUAAUCCGGUUGGAACUAAGACUGUUCGUAAGAGAACCCGGGCUGUUAAAAGAAACGUUACAAAAAAAGUUGACGAAUCUAAACCUAAAAGAGCAUCGAGGUCCAAAAAAUCUGGUGCUCCAAAAUUAGUAAGAAAUGCCAGAAACAAAUUGAGUAUAUUUGAUACAACUCAAUUGACACUUGAAGAGCAGAAAUCAACAAGAGGAAGGAAUCUAGUAACUAUAAGAAUUCUGGUUUUCAGUGCGAUGUAUGCUAUAAGGGGUUUAUUACUGAAAUUACUUAUACUCGACAUAUGAAGAAGCAUACCAAGGCGUUCGGCACGCUGGAGUGCCCGGUGUGCAAGCAGUACUGGGGCGACAAGUACGCGCUGCACAAGCACAGCAAGUCGCACGCGACGCGCUACACGUGCACGCUGUGCGGCUACACCACCAUGACCAACGAGUCUGCGCGAAUGCACGAAAACUGGCACAAGGGCACCCGGUACAAGUGUGACCACUGUGACGCUGAAUUCAUAAAGUACACGUCAUACAUGACGCACUUGCGUGUGAAGCACCCUUCAGACCACAUCUGCAAUCAGUGCGGCUACUCCUACCUGAACGAGCUGGGCCUCCGCUCGCACUUGCGCAGGAUUCACCGCUUGGACAAAGUCGAGGUGAGACCUUGCCGCUACAGUACUACCACUAUGCCGAUGUACCUGCGCAGACAGCAAGUACACGUCAUACAUGACGCACUUGCGUGUGAAGCACCCUUCAGACCACAUCUGCAAUCAGUGCGGCUACUCCUACCUGAACGAGCUGGGCCUCCGCUCGCACUUGCGCAGGAUUCACCGCUUGGACAAAGUCGAGACAGCAAGUACACGUCAUACAUGACGCACUUGCGUGUGAAGCACCCUUCAGACCACAUCUGCAAUCAGUGCGGCUACUCCUACCUGAACGAGCUGGGCCUCCGCUCGCACUUGCGCAGGAUUCACCGCUUGGACAAAGUCGAGACAGCAAGUACACGUCAUACAUGA